Messenger RNA from Odocoileus virginianus texanus, 2710 nucleotides. NCBI's taxonomy places the organism in Eukaryota, Metazoa, Chordata, Mammalia, Artiodactyla, Cervidae. The record is from RefSeq and is a predicted model, not a curated record.
AUGCUUGUAUUUCAGAAGAAAGGAUGGCCCAAGUCCCGGAGAAAGACUUUCCCGGGUUGUAGAACAUUUACAUCUCAAAGCGGCCGAGAUUUUCGGGAGGCGCCCUGGAACGUGCACCUCCCUGCGGGCGCUGCAACCCAGAGCCAAGACACGGAGCGGGCUCUGGCUUUUCAGGGGGCGGCCACCCACUUAUCGCCGGAACCGCAAGGCAGGUGGGACAGAGCGCCCGGCCCGGGAGUCCUUGCUGGGAAGAAGGCCUUGCCGACGUNCCCUGCGGGCGCUGCAACCCAGAGCCAAGACACGGAGCGGGCUCUGGCUUUUCAGGGGGCGGCCACCCACUUAUCGCCGGAACCGCAAGGCAGGUGGGACAGAGCGCCCGGCCCGGGAGUCCUUGCUGGGAAGAAGGCCUUGCCGACCUGCUUUCAAACAACAAAGUCGGCGGAGAAGCAUCCGCUGAGUCUCAGGGCUAAGUCUCUCCGAGCACGCCUCCCACGCCGGGGCCCAGAGAGGCUGCCUGUCCGGAAACGCGCGGUUGGUCUGGUCAUCCGUCAAUCAGUUCCCUCCAGUAGGAAGUUCUCAAGGGUUAUCUGGCUGAUCCACUGUGGAUGGAAAAACAGGGCUGGGCCGGCUGUGUGGAAAGCCACUGAAAGCGGAGGAAACCGGUCACCACAGCGUGACUAUCAGCUGAGAGAUCGCCGUCUGGCCACCCGAGAGAACCGCGCGCUCGCUUCCAGACCCGCGCGCCCCUGCAGACCCGAGUGCCCCUCCAAACCCGCGUCCCUGGGGACCCGCAACCCCUCCGGACCCGCAACCCCCUGGACCCGCGCGCCCCUCCGGACCCGCGCGUCGCUGCAGCCUCCGGCGGCCGCUCCCGCGAUGCUCGAAAGCGCAGAGCUGAACUUCAACGCCGACCACGGCUACCUGGAGGGCUUGGUGCGCGGCUGCAAGGCCGGCCUCCUGACCCGGCAGGACUACGUCAACCUGGUCCAGUGUGAGAACCUGGAAGAUCUGAAAAUUCAUCUCCAGACCACCGAUUAUGGCAACUUCUUGGCUAAUCAAGCCGCUCCUCUUACUGUUUCCAUUAUUGACACGGAGAUGAGGAAAAAGCUGUGCAGAGAGUUUGAGUAUUUCCGGAAUCACUCCUUGGAGCCGCUAAGCACCUUUUUCACAUACAUGACGUGCAGUUACAUGAUAGACAACGUGAUUCUCCUGAUGAACGGCGCUCUGCAGAGCAAACCCGUGAAGGACAUCCUGGGGAAGUGCCACCCUCUAGGCCACUUCACGGAAAUGGAGGCGGUCAACAUUGCAGAGACGCCUUCAGACCUCUUCAACGCCAUUCUGGUCGAGACACCCUUAGCUCCAUUCUUUCAAGACUGUACAUCUGAAAAUGCUCUAGAUGAACUGAAUAUUGAAAUCCUGCGUAAUAAACUGUACAAGUCCUACAUCGAGGCAUUCUACAAAUUCUGUAAGAAUCAUGGUGAUGUCACAGCAGAAGUCAUGUGUCCCAUUCUGGAGUUUGAGGCUGACCGGCGUGCUUUUAUCAUCACUCUGAACUCCUUUGGCACCGAGUUGAGCAAAGAGGACCGGGAGACCCUCUACCCGACCUGCGGCAAGCUCUUCCCCGAGGGGCUGCGCCUGCUUGCCCAAGCCGAGGACUUCGAGCAGAUGAAGAGGGUAGCAGACAGUUACGGAGCGUACAAGCCUCUGUUUGAGGCUGUAAGUGCCAGCAGUGGGGGAAAGACCCUGGAGGAUGUGUUUUAUGAGCGUGAGGUACAGAUGAACUUGCUGGCAUUUAACAGGCAAUUCCACUAUGGCGUGUUUUACGCAUACACCAAGCUGAAGGAACAAGAAAUGAGAAAUAUCGUGUGGAUAGCUGAAUGCAUUUCGCAGAGACAGCGAACUAAAAUCAACAGUUACAUUCCAAUCUUAUAACCCAGUGAGGGGCCUCAAAUGCAGAAAAUCAUAAAUGUUAAGAGGAGGUUAGGGAAAUAAAGGAGUUGUGUCGUAUUAUCUAGAUCACGCAAAAGUAAGCAACGCUGCACUUCAUGAAUUGUACACCCACUGGAAGCACAGCAAAGCAACCCGGAAACAAAGCAUAUCUUUUUCUAGGAGCCUUAAAUCUCAUUAUGCCUCAUUCUUCACUGGGUCUUAGACAUUAAUUUUAAUUAACCUCUGGUACUUUCCCUAUUCUCAUUUUCUUCUUAUGAAAUCAAAUCUAUUAAAAGUGUUUUGCUUUCCCAUGUUUAUUCACAGGCCCAAAUACUGAGUGUCUCCUUUACUCGUUAACUGUCCAUUCCUUAUCUAUGUCCACAGAAAUCCAGAGUAGUACAUAGGCAUCAAGGACCACACUUGGUGGAAAACACCAUAGUUUUUCCUAACACACUUUGAUCUGGUAGGCUUGGGAAAGCUACACAGUUCCAAAUCAUAUUCCAUAGGUGCAGGUAGUGUUAAAUUUUUUACUGAGGCUACCAAUUAUAACUUAUUUUCUCACAACUUUCAUUGAAUAAAAGGUAUACCUCUCUUUCUUACAGUUCCUUCAUAUUAAUACUUUGGGAAGAAAAAGUUGUUAUAUUUUAUUUGUUCAGAAACAUAAAUCAUAGGUUCACAGGAUAUGGCAUCUCUAUAAAACUCCAGAUUACCAGAGAAAGAAAAAUCAACAAACACUGUUCCAGUGCUUUCUUUAAAAAUAAAAAAUUCAUAAAUAGAAAAA